UGGUGGAAAAUGCAGCUUCCUGAUUGGUGGGUUGCUGCCGCUGUCGCGAGCCCUGCGUCGCUCGCAGUGAUCGAGGAUUUACACCGCAGAGCUUUCGCUAGACUGCAGGCUUGCGCUGACAAGAAGCACCUAAGUUUGUGGAGACUCGACAGUGACGCGAUGAUGGCAGCGACGCGCAGGGAGAGGCUCUCUUUGUACUGGGAGGAGACCGAGUGCCUCACCUAUUACGGGAUGUUGUCCCUUCACGAGAUCUUCGAAGUCGUCGGUUCUCAGCUGACGGAGACCGACGUGGAGGUUUUGUCCUUCCUCUUGGACGAGUCGUACAGCGGGAGGCACCCACUGGACCCAGCGGGCUGGACCCCCGAUACGUACGACGAGAACCCCGCCGGUGCGGGAGAAGCCUCGGGCUCAGAUACUACUACUAGCCCGCGCCUCCUGGAGGCCUGGCGGCGGAUCGGGCCGAGCGGGUCGCCGUCGUGUCCCGUAGCCGCGCGAUAUAGGCCGAAGAGUGGCGUGGAAUUGCUGCUUGAGCUGGAGCGGCGCGGUCAUGUGAGCGAGGGCCGCCUGGAGCCGCUACUGCAGCUGCUGCGCGUACUCACGCGCCACGACCUGCUGCCAUUCGUGUCCCGUAAAAAGAGGAGGACAGUAUCUCCAGAACGUCCGAAUGUGGAGUACUUUGAAGAUAGAAGAGAAGUUAGUGCUGUUGGGAUUUCUGACAGCAGUGGACAAACAAACUCUCCUCAGGACUGCUUACAACAGCCAUGGAGGGCAGGUGUCACUCCAUCUAGGAAGAAAGCUCCCUCUGCUCGCCGGAAGCGUGGCCGUGGCUGCCGCCAUGCCAGGACGAGGACUGUGGAGAUGACAGAACCAUCUGUGCAAUCACCUGUAUCUUCACAGCCUCAACCAGUCCCGGAGAAGAUCACCUGUGAUAUCCGGCUGCGUGUGCGAGCAGAGUACUCGGAGCAUGAGUCUGCACUGCGAGGGGGCGUGUCCUCGGAUAAGCAGCAUCCACUUGAACGCCAAUUUGAGCUGUUCAGCCGGGCCAGUUCAGUGCUCCGGUCUCGUGACCUGGGAUCCAUCAUCUGCGACAUCAAAUUCUCGGAGCUGGGUAACUUGGACGCUUUCUGGGCCGACUACCUGAGCGGUGCACUCUUGGAGGCACUCAAGGGAGUCUUCAUCACUGACUCUCUUAAGAGAGCAGCAGGCACCGAAGGUGUUCGUUUACUAGUUAGCGUGGACCAGGAUGACUAUGAAGAAGGCCGCAGGCUCCUAUUGGAAAGCCAUGAGAGACCAGGUUAUUGGAAUGGAAUCAGGUCAUGAUGAACCAGUGGUCACUGGAGAUGGAAGGAUAUGGAGAAAGGAAAAAAAGCCCACCGUGAUUCCUGCUGCCUCUUGAUGCUGCAAUUUGUCCAUUCUGAAAGUGUGACCUCUCAAGGCCGGCAGUGUUGGAGCAAA
Molecule: messenger RNA, 1455 nt
Organism: Scleropages formosus (Asian bonytongue)
Lineage: Eukaryota; Metazoa; Chordata; Actinopteri; Osteoglossiformes; Osteoglossidae
Gene: dedd2
Product: death effector domain-containing 1
Exons: 6
Coding region: 10-1320 (436 amino acids)
Biological process (GO): regulation of apoptotic process; extrinsic apoptotic signaling pathway via death domain receptors; apoptotic process
Cellular component (GO): nucleolus
Molecular function (GO): DNA binding; protein binding
Source: RefSeq, a predicted model, not a curated record